CAGCCUUGCCCUGUUUAUGCAUGACAUGACAGGGAGAACACCCAUGUAUAAAAAGUAUGUGAAGAGCUGAAAUUUACCAUGAAUUUGAGGUCUUAGAUCUUAAUUAUAUCUUGUUCCUUUUCUUAUGGUUUUGUCCUCCUGUUGCAGAGCAUUUGUUUAUUUUAGUUCUCCUAUCCCAAAGGAUUUUAUUGGUAGAAUCAAGGCUGAUACAACUGUCAUACCACGCAUAGGUGGAUUGAGUGAGAUGAACUUGGAGUACUUUCCUAUAGAGAAUCAGGUAUUUGUAACUGAUCAUGAAAGAGCAUUAGAAGAGCUGUAUGGUGAUGAUGCUGAUACUACUCCUGAAUAUGAUGUUUGCUUACGUGAGAUGGCUAUUCGUGUUGCUACUGUUUUUGCUUCACUUAAGGAGUUCCCCAAUGUACGGUAUCGUGUAAAGCCCACAGAUGGAUCUGUAGAGACAACAUUUCGUGAAUUAGUUCCUAAAAAGCUAGCUUUAGCUAUUUGGGAAUACAUUAAGUCAUAUCAACAUACUAUUCCUAACUUCCCACAAUCUGAAACAUGCGAGUUGCUCAUUGUGGAUAGAUCCGUUGAUCUGGUUGCACCCGUCAUUCAUGAAUGGACUUAUGAUGCAAUGUGCCAUGAUCUAGUAGACUUGGAUGGAAACAAAUACACAAUGGAGGUCCCUAAUAAAUCCGGUGGUGCACCUGAGAGAAAGGAUUUCCUUCUAGAAGACCAUGAUCCUGUUUGGCUUGAAAUGCGCCAUUUGCAUAUAGCUGAUGCUAGUGAAAGAUUGAGUGACAAAAUGGACACUUUGAUGUCAACAAACAAAGUUGCACAAUUACAACAAAAAGAUAAAAGUGAAUUGUCUACCCGAGACAUACAACAAAUGGUUCAAGCUAUGCCUGCAUUUAAUGAACAAAAGGAAAAACUUUCACUCCAUGUAGAGAUUGCUGGAAAAAUUAAUAAAGUUAUUGCGGAAGAAGGGCUUAGAGACCUUGGUCAAAUUGAGCAGGAUCUUGUGUUUGGUGAUGCUGGAAAUAAAGAACUCCUUGAGUUUUUAGAAGAAUAUGAGGAUCAUAAUGUUGAAAAUAGGUUGAGAUUGAUGAUGAUUUAUGCAUUAGCUGAUCCUGAAAAGUUUGAGGGUGACCAAGGAGCAAAGCUUAUGGAGCUGGCAGAUUUGACGCCGCAGAGUAUGAUCUUUAUUAAUAACAUGAGAUUGCUAGAGGGUCCACCCAAACCAAAGAAACCAGAACCCAGCGGGGGAUUCCUCAAGGGUAAAAAGAAAGCGACUACUGCACUGAGGAAGGACAAACAAGGGGAAGAAGAGACAUGGGCACUCUUCAGAUUUUUUCCUGUUCUAGAGGAAUUACUUGAAAAAAUUGACAAAAAUGAAAUGCCAAAGGACGAGUACGAAUGCAUAAAUGAAUCAGAAUCAAGCUCAAGUGGUCGGCCGGCGGGCCCUGGUGGUCGAACAGGGAGGGGCGGCGGUCAAAUCCGGUCAAGGAGAAAAGCGGCACAAACAAAAUCUGAUGACGGACAUUCGAGUGACUCGGUGGUAAAAAAUGCAACUGUGGAUUUAAAACACUUGGGGCAACGGAUUUUUGUUUUUAUUAUCGGUGGUGCCACUAGAUCUGAGUUGCGGAUAUGUCACAAGCUUACUGCCAAACUGAAGAGGGAAAUUGUACUGGGUUCAACUAGCAUAGACGAUCCACCAAAUUACAUAACAAAAGUGAAGAUGCUUUCCUUCAGUGGAUACGGUUGUUGAUAUCCAGAUGCAAAUUAUGUCUGGUACUUGGGUUACAUGCAUAUGUAUUAUGUAUAUAAAUAUAUUGCAGUUUUUGUAAGUAGGUUUACAUUGUGAGUCUUUUUACUAGUUUGUUGAUAUCCAGAUCUUUUUAUUCACAUUGUUUGUGCAUAUAUUACAACAAAAGUUCUUGUUAUUUCUUGUAUCUAGCCCUAAAUAUUACACCAGUUUUUCUCUUAUAAAGAUUGAAGACUUUGCUUGAU
This is a messenger RNA of Lactuca sativa (garden lettuce), 2007 nucleotides long. The record is from RefSeq and is a predicted model, not a curated record. NCBI's taxonomy places the organism in Eukaryota, Viridiplantae, Streptophyta, Magnoliopsida, Asterales, Asteraceae.